UUGACAAUUGGAUUUCUGUUCGUUGCAACAAUCCCCUACAGCAAUCAUGUUCGCACGACAAGCCUUCCGGGCUGCUCAGCCAUUGAAGACCCAAUACCGUCGAUAUGCCACCGAGCAAUCAAGCGGCGGCUCAAACACUCUGCUGUAUGCGGGGGCUGCCGCCCUCUUGGGAGCUGGAGGGUACUACUACUUCAGCCAAGGCGACAAUGCGGCGAAGGCCAAGUCAGCCGUGAAGGAGGCUGAGGACAAGGCCAAGGCUGCUGUAGAGAAGGUUGAAGGCAAGGCCAGCAAGGCUGCCUUCACCGGUGGCGACCAGGGCUUCAUUAGCUUGAAGCUCGACAGUGUCGAGACUGUGAACCACAACACCAAGAAGUUCCGCUUCGCAUUGCCGGAGCCCGACCAGGUCAGCGGCCUUGCUGUUGCGUCUGCUCUCAUAACCAAGUUCAAGGGCCCAGCGAUGGAGAAGCCCGUCAUCCGACCAUACACACCCAUCAACGAUGAGGAUGAGAAGGGAUACUUGGAGCUCCUUGUGAAGCAGUACCCGAAUGGGCCGAUGUCCGAACACCUGCACUCUAUGGCGCCUGGUCAGCGACUCGACUUCAAAGGACCUAUCCCAAAGUACCCAUGGUCACCGAACAAGCAUAACCACAUCGCUCUGAUUGCUGGAGGAACCGGAAUCACGCCCAUGUACCAACUUGCACGCGCAAUCUUCAAGAACCCCGACGACAAGACCAAGGUUACACUGGUGUUCGGCAACGUGUCAGAGGAGGACAUCCUGCUGAAGCGCGAGUUCGAGCACCUGGAGAACACCUACCCCCAGCGAUUCCGCGCCUUCUACGUCCUUGACAACCCGCCCAAGGAGUGGAAGGGUGGAAAGGGCUUCGUCACCAAGGAGCUCCUGAAGACCGUCCUGCCCGAGCCCAAGGAAGAGAACAUCAAGGUCUUCGUCUGCGGUCCCCCUGGCAUGUACAAGGCCAUCUCCGGCCCCAAGGUCUCCCCCACCGACCAAGGAGAGCUCGACGGUAUUCUCAAGGAGCUCGGAUACUCAAAGGACCAGGUCUACAAGUUCUAA
This is a messenger RNA of Amorphotheca resinae ATCC 22711, 1072 nucleotides long. RefSeq lists its product as hypothetical. Gene Ontology annotation, molecular function: cytochrome-b5 reductase activity, acting on NAD(P)H. Gene Ontology annotation, biological process: ergosterol biosynthetic process. The record is from RefSeq and is a predicted model, not a curated record. The transcript has 3 exons. NCBI's taxonomy places the organism in Eukaryota, Fungi, Ascomycota, Leotiomycetes, Helotiales, Amorphothecaceae. The coding region runs from base 47 to 1072 and encodes 341 amino acids.